Lineus longissimus is the source of this 2596-nucleotide messenger RNA. Its product is annotated as BOS complex subunit ncln-like. Lineage: Eukaryota; Metazoa; Nemertea; Pilidiophora; Heteronemertea; Lineidae. The record is from RefSeq and is a predicted model, not a curated record. The transcript has 12 exons. Gene Ontology annotation, biological process: regulation of signal transduction. Bases 86 to 1783 code for a protein of 565 amino acids. Gene Ontology annotation, cellular component: endoplasmic reticulum membrane.
CACCCCUUGCACCCCUAGUACGUUUGAGGAAAAAUACUCUUCAAACUAUCGUUUUUCUGGUUGAAUAAGCAGAAAUCGAGGCAAAAUGUUGUGGUUUGAUGAAGCUGGGGAGGUGGUGGAAAUGUUUAGAAGCAGCUUUCCACUCUCCUUCCUAUUUUUCGUACCAAUUUUCAUCAUUAUGUCGCCGGUUAGCCCGGUGAGUGCAGCACAGGAGUUCACAGUGUACAGAAUGCAACACUUCGAUCUACAGGGCACGCAGUAUGGUUGCCGUAAUGCCAUUGUGAACUUAGAUGUGCGACCUCUAGAUGCUGCCAUGCUGACUCGCCGCUGUGUGCUAACGAAAUUGAAAGAAUUGACAAUAGAAAAGUUCAGAGAAAUGUUAACUCAAGGUGCAGGAGCACUUGUGGUAAUGUUGCCUCAGAGGGAAAGUCUCACAGAAGAGGAGAAAGAGCAUCUGAUGGACUUGGAGACCGGCAUGAUGCAAGAAGAGAUCAACAUGCCUGUCUAUUUCACUGAUGAGACGGAUGACCUCAUGCAGAUCUAUGGUGAUAUCAAAACAAGUGUCAACAGUGACCAGGCUGGAUCUGCCACUGAAGCAUUGUUUAGCUCCGCGACUGCCAAUGGUUUCCAAAUGGUGGUGAACGGACCCCAGGCCAAAGUCAAACAUGACUUCAAGGUUGCCAACAUCCAAGGGAAGCUGUCAGGUUUUGGCAUUGAGGAGCAGCUGCCUACUAUUGCUAUUGUUGCACAUUAUGACUCCUAUGGUGUUGCACCGGCAUUGGCAGAUGGUGCAGAUUCCAAUGGUAGCGGUGUGGUCGUCCUCCUAGAGUUGGCAAGACUCUUCUCUAAGCUUUACACCAAUGCCAGAACUCAUGCAAAAUUUAAUUUCCUCUUUCUGCUGGCUGGAGCUGGGAAGUUCAAUUAUCAAGGCACAAAGAGAUGGAUAGAAGACAACUUGGACAGCAUGGAAUCCAGUUUGCUGGCCGAUGUCUCCUUUGUGUUAUGCCUGGAUACUUUGGGAAAUACAGACAAAUUAAACCUCCAUGUAUCAAAACCACCAAAAGAGGGCUCUUCUGGUGCUACAUUCUUAAAGAACCUUGAAGAGGUUAUCGCCGCAUUUCAUCCAGAAGUCACAUUUAAUAUGAUCCAUAAGAAAAUCAACCUUGCCCAGGACACGCUGGCGUGGGAACACGAGAGAUUCAGCUUCAGACGACUGCCUGCUUACACACUCUCUCGGUUAGAAAGUCACAAAAACAUGUCAAGGUUCUCCAUAACAGACACAAGAAGUCACCUUGAUGCUACAAUACUCUCUAGAAACAUCAGGAUAUUAGCCGAGGCUCUUGCUCGUCAUGUUUAUGGUCUGUCCAAUCAAGGUCUCAUAGAAAUCUUCAAUGAUGGCUUGAGUGUAGAAGAUGAAGUGAUCAAGUCAUGGUUAGAGCAGUUAACAUCACAAUCACGUGCAGCACAGCUUCUCAACGUCGAGCAUAACCAAGUGGUCACAUUACAGCAAGCCAUGGAAAGAUACCUAAAGGAUGUAAAAAAACAUGUUUUCUCAGCGGACAAAAGGGAUCCAGAGUUUGUGUUCUACGAUGGAGAUACUUACAAGAUGUCGGCAUACGGUGUCAAGCCAGCAGUAUUUGAUUUAUUCCUUGGACUCAUCAUUGCCGCCUACCUCUCAGCCAUUUACUUGCUCGUGCAAGUAAGUUGUCAUAAGAACUUUGUGAUGGUUCAAUCGAUGUUGCGCUCUCUGGUCAACAACAGAGGCAAGGUGAAGUCACAGUAAUCGAGGUCACAGUGAACCACCACCAGAGGAAAUAAGCUGAUAAUGAAUUCUUCAGUUCAGCGAAUGGGGAAUAAACUUUCUAAAAAUCUAUUUGGCAGCAAUAUGAAAGACUGUUGACUCUUUGGAUGCUGGUUGGAAUGAAUAGGUAUUGAAGGAUAUGAAUAUAUCUGUGAUGUGAACCAAGACUGAAUACAGACUGACAACUUUUUAUAGGAGGGCUUAACUUAACAGCGCAUACUGGUUUAUCCAUGGUUCAUUGAUAACAGUAUGACAAGCUGAGCUGAAGCCCCAUCGAGCUCUUGGGUUAGUUCCAGUGCAGCACUGUGGUUUGUUUAAAUCCUGACUUUCAGUAUUUCAUUGUUUUAAAGCACACUGACUGUUAUUCAUUGUUGCACAUCUUUUGCCUUGAUAGAGGUUCUCUCAAGGUCAACGUGGUUAACAGAAUUAUUUUAUGUUGUAAACAUUUGACACCUGACUCCUGGAAAACCAUUCUACAUGUACUUCGACAUUUCUUUCUUCUUCUUUUCUUAAUGUAUACCACUUGCAAUUUUUUCGAGUUACUUUUUUUGUACGUUUUGCUCAGAAAAAUUGUACCACAAUUUUGACAUCGAUAGUCAGAAGACCGGAUCAGUGAAACUGAAUGUAAUGAAAUGAUGUUCAAAUUGAAGGAAAUGGUGUGACAUAUCCAAAGAUGCGAAUUAACUGCCUGAUUCUGACCUCUGAUUUAUGAUCAGAUGCCAUGCGAGAUCAAAAGCUAUUUUGUAUUUAAUUAGAUAUUGAAUUAAUUAAAGUCAAAAGAUAAUAAAAAUUGAA